This is a messenger RNA of Bipolaris oryzae ATCC 44560, 615 nucleotides long. RefSeq lists its product as uncharacterized. The record is from RefSeq and is a predicted model, not a curated record. The transcript has 3 exons. The coding region runs from base 1 to 615 and encodes 204 amino acids. NCBI's taxonomy places the organism in Eukaryota, Fungi, Ascomycota, Dothideomycetes, Pleosporales, Pleosporaceae.
AUGCCACCAAAGCGCCGCGGACCGCCGUGCAAGGCGCCUAUCAAACGUCCAUCGAAGCUCGCCAAAGAAAACGGCCUGACUGCAGAGCAAGAAGCUGAAAUACGCGAGGCAUUUGGCCUGUUUGCCGUCUCGCAUCCUGGCCAUGAAGAUUCAAAAGAAGGCGUACUAAAGAGAGGCGAUGUGCGAAGGUGCCUGAUUUCUCUCAACCUCGCACCGGACAAAUCGGAAGUGCCAUCCAUUCUCUCCACAAUCGAUCCCCUCAACACCGGCUUCGUUGGUUUCGUGCCUUUCUUGUCAUAUGCCGCGAUCGCAAUACAUUCCAAGGACCAAGGUUCUGAAGAGGACGACGAGGAAGAUGAAUACCGAGAGGAGAGCAAUGCAGAGGAGGUCAAAGCAGCAUAUCGGCUGUUUACGCACGGUACUGCGGGACCCAUUACACUGGCGCACCUUAGAAGGGUUUCCAAGGAGUUGAGAGAGGACGUGCCAGAUGAUGUCUUGAAGGAUAUGAUUCUUGAGGCGAAUGGCGGGGUCAAGGGUCAGAGUAAGGACGUUGGUGGUGUCAGUCUUGAGGAUUUUGAAAGUGUGAUGAAGAGAGCCGGGCUGUCUUUUGGAUGA